Pecten maximus is the source of this 4548-nucleotide messenger RNA. RefSeq lists its product as uncharacterized. Gene Ontology annotation, biological process: G protein-coupled receptor signaling pathway; cell surface receptor signaling pathway. The transcript is spliced from 2 exons. The annotation marks the transcript as partial. The record is from RefSeq and is a predicted model, not a curated record. Gene Ontology annotation, cellular component: membrane. Lineage: Eukaryota; Metazoa; Mollusca; Bivalvia; Pectinida; Pectinidae. Gene Ontology annotation, molecular function: G protein-coupled receptor activity.
AUACAAACACGCCGGCAACACCAAUGCGAAAAAAGUGUUUUAUCGGUCUCAAAUUUACCGGAAGUGGCUGGUGUGUACCUCAGACAUGGUAACUGCCGUCCAAUUAAACCCUUCACAAGUGGGAUUCUUAUUGUGGACAGGUGCCCGGAAUCCACAACAGAUUCCUGGCUGAUACGUCAAUGCCAUUCAACACACGGUAACCCGUACCGCCAUCCGAAUUGUGUCAUUGAAAUCGACCAAAUUCCGGUACAGGAUUCAAGAGGCGUUGUUUAUAGAAAUAUAUACUGUGCUAUAUGUCAUGACGCCAAAAAUGCAAGCACCUGGUCGACUGAGAUUGAAACAGACACCAUGACAUAUUUUGAUACUGACGAGAGUAGAAACAUCCUCAUUAUAUCUAACGAACCAAGCCGAUCCCCGAAUUGUUCCCAGAAAAACAUUCCCGCCCAAAUGGAUAAGAUUGUGUUCUGCGACACCAGUAACGUUGUAGAGAUUGGCCACUCUCAUCGUGGACGAAGCUCUGUCGGAGAUGAUCCUCAUACAAAAACAUCGGUUUUUCCACUUUCUUUUCAAGUUCUAAUGAAUUUCGGAAUUAAUGGUAAAGGACAUAUAUUUUUUAGUGCAACGUCACACAGCGGACCCUCGCCACCAGUUCAUAGAUGUGCUGAAAACGAGGUUUACGACCAAAACACAGAACAAUGCAAAAAGAUUGUUUGUGCAUCUGGGUAUAAAUUAGUGAACUCUAAGUGCCAGUCGACAACCGCGACGUCACACGGGGACUCGUCAUCACUGGAUGACCUUGACACACUGAAUCAAGACGAAGAAACAUCGCAAAUCACGCUGCGUCUCAACGUCAGCGGAGAAGAUCUUCUCCUUCUUCAACAGGAGAAUUCCGACAAAACCAUUGUCGCAGAAUUCAGUGCUAGGCUGAAUAUUAGUUCCGACAGAAUAAAAAACUUCACGAUAGAAUUUCAGAAUGGAACCGUUUCCGGUAAAGAGGUCGAGGUCGUUCGUGUUGUCACUCCAACGCCACCACGAACAAAUAAAGCCUUGCCAAAAAAUCUAAACCAGGGACCUUUUAAUUCAGAUGAUGAAAACGUUAAGCCGGAAAAUACAACUGAAGGGACAGAAACAGAUUCAGUGUUAACCGACAGCAAUAUACCGUAUGAUACGAUACAGGAAACAUACACAGUCAUCAUUAAAUUUAUCCUCUUUCCCGCCAAAAAGAAAAGUUCAAAAGACGUGCCUACCAGCUUGGUUCUCGACACCCUGAAGACGAUGAUUGACGGGAAAUCUUUCAGUUUCAGCUUGAACGGGACGAGCUUUAAUGUUGAUGACGUAGAUAAAGACGACCCUUUGAUUUUAGAUUCCUGGUGUACGAAAGGAAGAAUAAACUACUACAUGGGGGACGAAUUCGAAUUCACUUCUCGGUAUGACAAUGAAACAGGUCAGAUGCAGUCCUGUAUCUACGUCAACUCGACCAACUCUUACUACGACCAGAAGCUGUUUGAUCUAUUUGUAAUGCUGACGACAACUUUGGGCGAAGUGUCCAACACGAACACAUCUUCCUACGUUUUCGUUUGCGACAUGCCGCGAAUCGUUGAUAAAGAGUGCGGGAGGAUUGAGAUUGUUGACUCUGAAUACAUACGUUACCCCGAAAAUAACAGCAUCUUCUACUCAGGUGAAUUAUUGAGUAUGAAUAAUUACGAGUACAUAAACGACUCAGAAAAUAGUCUUCGUUUGUGUAUUCCAAAAUCGUAUUCAUCUGACACCGAGCCCGAUAACCUUCUCGUCCAAUCGUGCGGUGUUAAUUUCUAUCGAGUAUCCUUGGCCGAAAACUACCUUUCCUUCAUCCUCGGAAUUAUAUCGUUGGUUGCCAUGGUUUCUGUGUUGGUAACAUACUAUCUCUUUGAUAAUCUUCGGAACCUGCCCGGACUUAAUACGAUAAAUUUAACGGUGUCAUUAUUCAUGGGGGAACUACUUUUCUUGCUCUCAGGGCUAACUGUAAAGCUGGAAUCUGAUUGGCCGUGUAAGGCGAUCGCGGUAUUCCUCCAUUACCUGUUCCUUGCUUCGUUCUUCUGGAUGAACGUGAUGGCGUAUGACCUAUAUCGCACAUUCGGUCAUAAUUGUAUAUUGACCAGAGUAAGAGAGAAGAAGAAUUUCUUCUGUCGAUACUUUGUGUACGCGUGGGGGUCUCCCGCGCUAAUUGUUUGCGCGUGCGCUGUUAUAGACUUCAGUGAAAUUGUGGACGGGGUUCACAUUGGGUAUGGAAGUUAUGUUACAAAAGAUACAGAUGUCACGGAUGCUGGAACGGUUUUCUCAACACCUUCGACCAAUUGGAGUGGAGAACACAACGGAAGCGUACCAAUCAAAUCGCCGGUUGCACACAGCAGUAUCAUAACUGAGGCCAAUUUGGGUUGUUGGAUAAUGGAACCCGUAGCCACGCUGAUAACUUUUGGGUUUCCGAUGAUAAUCAUUUUAGUUGUAAACGCCAUCAUGUUCAUCAAAACUAUCAUCUGUAUUCGAGCAGUAGCCAAACUCGCGAAACUCAAAACGAGGCGUUCGUCGCUGAACCAGGCGGUCGGGAAGUCGGAUGUUGUUCUGUAUGUGCGCAUGUCUACGGUGAUGGGCUUCACGUGGAUAAUUGGAUUAGGGUCAAGUGUCAUUUCCGCUUUUGCCGACGGUCCAACAGAUACUAUGUGUGUUGUACUACACACGAUCGGCAUUUUAUUUAUACUGUUCAACUGUUCACAGGGGGUGUUCAUUUUCGGAGCGUUCGUGUUCAAUAAGAGAGUUUUGGGCCUUUAUAAAUCUAAAAUAAAGGCAUGGCGGGAAACUGACCGAAGAAAAACUUACUUCCGUUCAACAUCAACUUUAUCCUCUUCUGUGAAGUACUGAGACCUUCAGGAUGAGUACCUGAUAUAUUGAUGGCUCAAACUCUAAUGGCUGUGACAAAUUUAUGAACAGAACAAACUUUAUCGUUAAAACUGUGGUUUAUUGUGAAAUCGUUGAACUGGCCUAAAAGGGUGUACCUGGUAAGCCGUAACACUUGUGUACAUCGAUACAAUAAUAGGCUGGAUGUGUAUAUAACUGAAUGGGACUUAUCCCGACAAUUUUGUGUAAAGAACCCUUCGUACAGGGCUUUUAUUUAAUGGCGAGGCAUGAUUCCUGUGUUGACUGAAACCUCUUUAUAUCGGAUACAUCCUAAUUCAUCGUAUCUUGGUUACCGUCUUGGAUAAUUCGAAGGUUUCUUAUCUUUUAUCGGCAUGUCAAAAUCGUAUGUUGGCCGACUAACAGGUUUUAAAGGGCAUUCCUUCGUUGGAUAAUGUUUAGGUCGUAAAAAUUAAAGUUACUGGAAAAUAUGUAGGUUUUUUUUCAAAUAGUAAAAGUUAUAGUCUUUACAUUAAUAAGGCAGUUCUACUCUAAAGAUAAACUAAAGUUAUUCGAGUAUUUUGUCCUGAAAACUCUUAAUUCGACCCGAAGUAUCAAAUAAUUACCGCAAAAACGCGGUAUUCGUAUACGAUACGCCUUUUCCCUGUACAUUUCGGUUUCAAUUUCAUAAAUUGUAGGCACAGACACUCGUAUAAUCAUCGUUCUGAUACAGAUUCCAUCAAUAGAAAUUGUGCAUGUUUCUGAUGCAGAAGGAAUGCCCCUUUAAAAGACCGAUAAAGCAUCUGAAACAUUUGGAUUACCUCUGGGAUAACUGGUUUGUCGGAUUUUGUUUUUUAAUUAGGUCCUUGAUUUCUGUAUCAUAUAAAUCCUGUGUAUGUCGAUCGUUUUGUCACUCAAAACGUCACGUGUUAUGCUGGUUUGCCCAAUACAAUAUCUUCAUUUUCAGUGAUUGUUUAUAUUGGCUUCUGCAUUUCAUAAUAUUGGUGCUUAAAAUUGAAUUUGUUUGUGUCGGAUAUUUCUGUGUACAGUGUAACCAAAUUAGGCCAAAUAUUUAUGUGUAAAUCGGAACUUGUUUAAAUCCGACAUUUCUGUAUAUUUAUGUGUAAAACGGAACUUGUUUAAUCGGACAUUUCUGUACAUAAAUUGACCUAAAUAGUUCCAAUAUUUAUGAGUAAAACGGAACUUGUUUAAUCUUACAUUUCUGUACAUAAAUUGACCUAAAUAGUCCCAACAUUUUUGUGUAAAACAGAGCGUUUUUUAUCGGACAUUUCUGUAUAUAGAAAUACCUCAAUAAUUCAAGUAUUGAUGUGUAAAACGGAACCUGUUUAAAUAGGACAUUUCUUCAUAUAUAGUGACCGAAAUGAUCCCGAUACUUAUGUGUAGGACAGACAUUUCUAUAUAUGUAUUUUUUUAAAUAAAAACUAUUUUGUAUAUGAUGUACAAUGUAUAGUUAAACAUACAUUGUAUGUUCCUGUGUACAAUUUAAAACUGAUAAGACAGGAUUAAUUUAAGCGAGUUGUCAAUAUCGUUUGCGUACACGCGAUUUUAAUCUGACCUGUCUGUGUUUGAACUCCUGGUAUUAUGCGCUUGUGUUUCUAAAUGAAUACAUUUCCUUGAUUAUUAAAAUAAAAAAUAAAGUAUAAUCAUUGUGUCUGUUGA